AUGCACCCAGGCGAGAACGUCGAUAUCGACAGCCUGAUCAGCGCUAUUCCACCCUUUGACGAAUAUCGGAUCAAUGGGCGCUUCCAAUCCUCGGGGUCAAAGCUGCCUCAAUCCACCUUCGCGACUGGGAUGGAGUCAACACCUUCAGAAUGUUCAGACGAAUCAGAGCCAGAGGAUCUCUCCCAUAUAGCUCUAGCCGAGGAUCUGAAGAAACUUCAUUCGCUCGCUACAGUCAAUCGAUAUUUUGGGCCAGCUAGCGCUUUCAUGUUUUUGAGACACGUUACGAUUAUUAGAAGUCAAAUCACAGGCGAGAACUUCACAGGUCCAGAUCCGAAAAAAUACAGAAGGCAUAUUUAUUGGGAAGCUAGAUCAUGGGAAAUGUCCUUUGUUACUUCAUCGGAAUUGGAAACUUGUUACGUUUUUCCUGAUGAUGACCUUCUUCAAGAAUUAGUGGCACUAUAUUUUGAGAAAACCAACACCCUUAUUCCCGUGCUACAUCGACCCUCCUUCAUGAAAUUACUUUCAGUGGGACAGCAUCGAUGGGACCCAUCUUUUGGAAUGAUUGUUCUUUUGGUUUGUGCCAUUGGAGCGAGAUACUCACGGGAUCCUCGCGUAGCGGUCCCUGAUGAUGAUUCUGGCCUGUCAGCUGGCUGGCAGUACUUCUCCCAGGUUCCGGUGCAUCGGAAAAUGAUGCUCUUCAGAACAACAAUUCACGAUUUACAAUACUACUGCCUUGCGCCCAUAUAUCUGCUAGGAACUGGCAUCCCCCAUGUAGGCUGGAUUCUGGUGGGUGUGGGCCUCAGAUUGGCGGUGGAGAAAGGUGCACACCGUCGUCAUGGAGCAAACCGAAGUCCAUCAGCCGAGACUGAGUUGCAAAAAAGAGCCUUUUGGGGUCUUAUUUGCCUUGAUCGUGUCGGAAGCGCAUUCUUUGGACGUCCGCUUGGGUUUCCAGAUGAAACGAUCGACGUGGAAUACCCUAUUGAAUGUGAUGAUGAAUACUGGGACGCUGAGGAGCCAUUCCGUCAGCCUGAAGGGAAACCUUCUUUGGUUACUGCCUUUAUUCACUUUAUCAAGAUCUGCGAAAUCAUGGGGAAUGUGCUCAAGACCCUUUACUCAGAGAAAAAGUCGAAAUUUCUUCCAAGCUUUGUUGGGAAAGAGUGGGAGGAAAAGGUAAUUACAGAACUUGACUCGUCUAUGAACAAGUGGAAGAACAAUUUACCUGAUCACUUGCAAUGGGAUCCCGAUAGAAAGGAUGCCGACUUCUUCCAUCAAUCCGUGAAUCUUCACUGUAUGUAUCAUUAUGUUCAGAUGCAGAUUCACCGCCCUGCCCUUUUGAAAAAAUCUCCAUUGGGGUUCUCUUCCCUAACCAUGUGCUCAAUUGCUGCCCGAUCGUGCGCUCGUGUCGUUGAGGCAGGCCUUCGAAGAGGCCUGCGAAUCCUGCCUUGUACAUUGGUUUCGACUUUUACAGCAGGAGUCGUCAUAAUUCUAGGACUAUGGGGUGGUCCUUCUCUAGGUUAUGUUGGAAAUGCUGAAGAGGAUACAGAAUGUCUGCAUAAGUGCGCCAACGUCUUGAAAGGAACAGAAGACAGAUGGCAUUGUUCUGGCAGAUUAUGUGAUAUGCUGAAUGAAGCGGCGUCAAUGACCGAGUACAAGCCGUCUCAAAGACGUGACAUGUCAGAGGCAGAUGACAUAUCUAUACCUCAGAUUCCCAUGUCGAACCUAAACUUGGACAAGGUGCCCCAACCAACUGUCAAAGACAACGCUUAUAUAUUCGAAGACAAUAAUGGGUCAACAAUGAAGGGCUGGGACCUCCAAAGACUACUGCUGUCAGAGAUGGGAUAUUUACCGGGAAAUAUCAUGGAGGGUAUUGAAGAAAUCCCCGUUUCGACUGGUUAUGCCGACCAAUUCGCCCACGCAGGAGUUGCAAGCGGUGUUAGCGGUGUACCACAUAUCAGUCCUGAAGCCAGUAUAGCUGGACUAUGGAACGGGCACUCUAAUUCUUCCCAAUGGCUAUCGCAAGAGUGGAGUGCUUACUUUGACAGUAUGAGUCAAUCCUGA
Molecule: messenger RNA, 2058 nt
Organism: Psilocybe cubensis
Lineage: Eukaryota; Fungi; Basidiomycota; Agaricomycetes; Agaricales; Agrocybaceae
Product: putative transcriptional regulatory protein
Exons: 11
Coding region: 1-2058 (685 amino acids)
Biological process (GO): DNA-templated transcription
Molecular function (GO): DNA binding; zinc ion binding
Source: RefSeq, a predicted model, not a curated record